CACACUGUCUAAGACUCCCAGCAUCCGCAUUUGCCUGGAAGUUUACGUUCUAAUUUUCAGAUGACCAAGAUGUCUGCCAUGUUACUAAAAUCAGUUUUAGCCCUGUCCACCAUCACGAUGUGUCUCACGCAAGACAUGAGCGUGUGUACAAGCCAGAACUACCGCAACCUCCCAACGUCCAUGCAGAACGAACACAUGUGUAUGGUGUUAGAGCGUGUACACUUGGAUAUCAGUGACGAGAAGACACACAGAGACAUUCAGCUCAACAGUAUCAUAAGGAAGUUAAGCCGACUAGAGAAUCGAGUUAGCCGUGGUUUCAGCAGACUGGCUUGGAACUCAAAAUCACGUGGUACGAGAAUGAGGGGAUUUCCAGCGCUCAGAGACGUCAACAUUGCAAGGGACUGUAAUGAGCUACAGAUGGGUGGGGUAACCCUGUCGGGUGUGUACCCCCUAAAACUAUCCAACCGCAACGUCGUCAAUGUUUGGUGUGACAUGGACACCGACAGCGGUGGCUGGACUCUGAUCCAGCGCCGUCUCAGUGGCGACGUCAACUUCACGCGCAACUGGGAUGACUACAUGUUCGGCUUCGGCAAUGUCAACUCCGAAUACUGGCUGGGUCUUGACAACAUGUACUACCUGACACGUGACACCAACUACAGCCUCCGCAUCGACAUGUGGGACUGGCUCGAGGUGCACAAGUAUGCCGUCUACGACUAUUUCCGCGUCGGACAGGAGUCUGAGUCCUUCCCUCUGUCCAUCAAGGGCUUCAACGGCACCGCUGGCGACUCCCUCAGUUACCACAAUGGCAUGAAGUUCAGUGCCAUGGACAAGGAUAACGAUGACUGGUGGACGAGCUGCUCUCGCAAGGACAGAUCCGGGUGGUGGUUCAAGGCCUGUCACUACUCCUCCCUCAACGGGCUAUACUACAGGCACGGUGAGAACAACAUCACCCCCGACGGCGUCGUCAAUGGAGUCAUCUGGUAUCACUUCAACAUGGACCGCACGUAUUCCCUCCAGAAGGUCGAGAUGAAGAUCAAACCAAGGGCGGCCAUCUUGGAGGUUAAGGCAAAGAAGGCUUUACAGGAGAGGUUUGAGGACUCCAGCAAGAACAAGCUGCCAGAGGCGCAUAUGGUGCCAGCAAUUGAAGAUACUUUGUGAACAAACAUAGAUCAUUUCUGAACAUGGACACUUUGUGAACACAUAAGUCCAAUUGUGAUCAAAUGUGGACAUUUUGUGAACAUAAGAUCAUUUGUGAACAAACAUGGGCUCUUUAUAAACAUACGUGGACAUACGCAAAAAGAUAAUUUAUGAAGAAACAUGGACACUUUAUGAUAUUACAGACAAUUUGUGAAACAAUAUAUACACUUUAUGAACAAACAUGGACAAUUUGUGGACAAGACAGAAGUUACUCAUAUAUCUAGAGAAAUUUUAUUACCGAAUGUAUAUCCACUUUGGUAUUGGUGUGACCCAUGGAUCUUCACAUUUUGUUAGUUACAGCAUAAAGAUUAGGAAUGUAGGAGAAAAGUGAAUCUACUAACAAUGGCCCGUCAAAACUAGGCUAAUGUAUCAAAGGUCAGUCAAGAAAGACAAAACAUCUGAUAUAACAGACAAUUCCUGUAUAAAUGUUAAAUACCUACACAAACAAACCCAUUACCCGCCAACUGUGUUGAUAUUUAGAAAUCCAACAGUCAUUUAUAAUAAAUAAUUAAAGGGACAUUCCUGAGUUUGCUGCAAUCUUUAAGAUGGUAUCAACUAACAGAGACUUUUUAACGAUUGUAAUUAGAUAUCAAAUAUAUUUUUCUGCAUAAAAUAUUA
Gigantopelta aegis is the source of this 1815-nucleotide messenger RNA. RefSeq names its product fibrinogen-like protein 1. Bases 61 to 1158 code for a protein of 365 amino acids. The record is from RefSeq and is a predicted model, not a curated record. The transcript is spliced from 4 exons. Lineage: Eukaryota; Metazoa; Mollusca; Gastropoda; Neomphalida; Peltospiridae.